AUGCUUUCGGGAGUGGAUUCCGAAGAAGAAGGAAUCGAAGUAUGCAGCCAGAUGAUCGAUCUCCUGCAGUCAGCUGGAUUCAAGCUGCAUAAGUGGGCCUCCAAUAGUCCCAACAUUCUCUACAACAUUCCUGCGGAGCUUCGAGAAGACCGCAGCCUUUUAGAACUCGACUCCUCAUCGACGCCGGUGAAAACUUUGGGGUUGCUGUGGCAACCAGAUGACGACAUUUUUCGUUUCAAGAUCCCUUCGUGGUCUUAUGAAGAUUCUAUCACCAAACGGCUGGUUCUAUCUGAGUCGGCACGCUUGUUUGAUCCGCUGGGCCUGUUAGGGCCCAUUGUUCUACGUUCCAAGCUCUUUAUGCAAGAGUUGUGGAAAUCCAAAGUUUCCUGGGACCUUCCGUUAUGCGUACAGCAACAGCAAUUCUGGACAGAUUUCCGGAGUGACCUCAACGUUCUGGAUGAGUUUUCCGUUCCACGGUGGGCGGCUUCUGUAAGCGAUCCUGUGCAAACCGAGCUACACGGGUUCAGCGACGCGUCCGAGAACGCGUACGGCGCUUGCAUCUAUCUCCGCGUCGUUUCUGCUAGCGGAAGCGUAUCUGUGCACCUGAUUACUGCGAAAUCGAGAGUUGCACCUAAAGGAACAGAGAAACUAGACCAGAUGAUACGCUUACCACGCCUCGAGCUUUGCGGAGCUCUCCUCUUGAGUCAUCUGUACGAAAAGGUGGAAAGCAGUCUGCAAAUCCCAGCUCGUUCAUUCUUUUGGACCGAUUCCACGAUAGUUGUGCACUGGUUAGCGUCGUCUCCUUCUCGCUGGAAGAAAUUCGUAGGAAAUCGAGUAGCAGAGAUUCAGCAAAUCACAGCUUCCGGUAUAUGGAGACACACACCCGGCAUCGAAAACCCCGCGGACGUCAUCUCGCGAGGAAUGCCAGCACAGCAGCUCGUUGAGCACUCGCUAUGGUGGCAAGGUCCCAUUUGGCUGCAACAACCGAACAGGUUUUGGCCAGACCCCGUACGAACAUCAGACGACCACUUCGAACGAGAGCAACUUCAGGAGAAACCAAGUGUUUCCCUUCCAGCGGUCGUCCAGAACUCCAUAUUUUCGUUGAAAUCUUCCCUUUCGAGUUUGGUUCGUGUGGUCGCCUACAUGCAGAGAUUCUGCAGAAACUCGAAGAAGCGGAACCGAGAGACCAGAAACACCGACGCUCUAUCAACGGCGGAACUAGAGGAGGCUUUAGUGGCGCUCGUGAAACUUGCCCAGCAAGACUCUUUUGCGAAAGAUCUGCGUUCAAUCCACGCCACCGGCCAAGUGAAGACUUCGUCCAAACUGAAAGCGCUCUCUCCGGUACUCGUUGAUGGAGUUCUACGCACCCGAGGACGCCUCAGCAACGCAGGCAUAUCUUUCGCUCAAAAGCAGCCAAUGAUUCUGGACAACAAGCAUCCGUUCACUCUACUGGUCGUGCGAUACUAUCACCUGAAUCGGCUGCACGCAGGUCCCACGCUUCUCACCGCUACCAUUCGUUUACAAUUCUGGCCUCUCCGACUACGAAACCUCGUGCGCAAGGUAACGCACGAAUGCGUCAACUGUUUCCGCAGCCGACCCAGCUUAAGCGAGCAAAUUAUGGCAGAUCUACCAUCGGUUCGAGUAACGCCAACUUUACCGUUCCUGAACACCGGAGUGGACUUUUGCGGUCCGUUCUAUCUCCGGCCGGUUUCGAGAAAGGCUGCCCCACAGAAGGUUUUUGUAGCAGUUUUUGUUUGCCUAUCAACCAAAGCAAUACAUUUGGAGUUGGUAGGAAACCUAUCUACGGAUUCGUUCAUCGCUUCUUUGAAGAGAUUCGCUGCUCGUCGAGGGGUGCCGAAAACCAUAUCUUGCGACAACGGCACCAAUUUCGUCGGCGCUCAACGGACACUCAACGAAUUUCUACAGCUGUUCCGAUCUCAACAGAGCCGCUUGGAUGUAGCUCAACGAUGCUCUGCCGAGGGCAUCCAGUUUUUCUUCAUUCCUCCUCGAUCGUCGCACUUCGGCGGUAUCUGGGAAGCCGCGGUUAAAUCCUUAAAAACACACCUUCGUCGCACACUGGUCAACGCCUUGGUCACCGCCGAGGAAUUCCAGACGCUCCUUACGCAAAUAGAGGCGCUGCUCAACUCUCGGCCACUGACGCAGCUGAGUAACUCGCCGGAGGACUUGGAUGUUCUCACUCCAGGUCAUUUCUUGGUGCACCGGCCUCUAACGGCAAUUCCCGAACCUUCCUACGAAGAGCUACCCAGCAAUCGGCUUUCGCAGUGGCAGCAAAUUCAGGAAUAUCUCCGUCGUCUAUGGAAACGAUGGUCGACGGAAUACUUAUCAGGACUCCAACAGCGUACCCGUUGGACACGGGAACGAGAUAACAUCCACAUUGGAACGAUGGUGCUUAUCCGUGAGGAAAACCUCCCGCCGCAGAAGUGGCGUUUCGGUCGGGUUGUUGAAGUAUUCCCGGGCAGCGAUGGGCUCAUCAGAGUUGUAAGCGUCCGCACCAAGGAUGGAAUCUACAAACGGGCAAUCGCACGAGUUUGUGUCUUGCCGAUUCCGGAUAACCUCCCGGACUUCGAUGCUGCAGCGAUCCAGUCGAUCCAGGUGCCAGCAACACAAGCGACGUCGGAUGGGAGGGGACCUCAAGGUCCCCUCACAAGUUAA
Aedes albopictus (Asian tiger mosquito) is the source of this 2673-nucleotide messenger RNA. RefSeq lists its product as uncharacterized. Gene Ontology annotation, molecular function: nucleic acid binding. The coding region runs from base 1 to 2673 and encodes 890 amino acids. The record is from RefSeq and is a predicted model, not a curated record. The transcript has a single exon. NCBI's taxonomy places the organism in Eukaryota, Metazoa, Arthropoda, Insecta, Diptera, Culicidae. Gene Ontology annotation, biological process: DNA integration.